Messenger RNA from Procambarus clarkii (red swamp crayfish), 2266 nucleotides. NCBI's taxonomy places the organism in Eukaryota, Metazoa, Arthropoda, Malacostraca, Decapoda, Cambaridae. The record is from RefSeq and is a predicted model, not a curated record.
CGGGGUAGAGUGAGCACAGGCGCGUCUGACUCUCCCGUCACACGCUCAAAACACGCACUCCCUCAAGAGCACCCUUCUUGUCCUGUGAGAGAAAAUGAUCGAAUUUUGAGUUGCAUUUCGAUAAAUAACUCGGCUGCUGCAUGAAGCGGGCUUGAGGCUCACGUUGUGGGAUCGGAGUCCUUCAGCAAUCACAGGAUACCACAACCACCAGCAGAGGUAGUGUCAGCGCUGAGUGUCUGGCCGGCCCCCUGGUCCACACCCAGGCCGGUGUGGACCACCAGUGGACGUGUGUGGACCACCAGUGGACGUGUGUGGACCACCAGUGGACGUGCGUGGACCACCAGUGGACGUGUGUGGACCACCAGUGGACGUGUGUGGACCACCAGUGGACGUGUGUGGACCACCAGUGGACGUGUGUGCACGCCAGCUUGUAAGCCGUCCCUUCUCAGCCUUAAGACAGGUGCUACCUAAAUCCCUAGCAUCCAUCCACUUCUUACCCCUCUCCAUCCCCCUUCGCUCCCUCCCCUCUCUUCCAGCUUACUAUCCCCCCUCACCACCUCAGCUCAAGCAGCAAGGGCCCCGAUCAACUCAGCAGGCUUGACCUUAGUGCCACAUAGCCGUCCAAUCAGCACACACCUAGCAUCUGCUUGGCAACCAAUGCCAGGUGCCAGAGGCCACAUGGCACCCUGGCAGCGAGGAGGGACGUGAAUUAUCCACAGGUGUGAUUUGGGCCGUCAGCGCGGUUCCCACGGUCAAGAUGGACGGCCGGUACACGGUGCUCUUCGUGGCUCUCGCCCUUAUGUCGCUCGAGACGAUGAAAGCUCUGACGCUGAGGAGCGAGAACACCGGGUCAGACGUCGAGGUGGGGGGACUGCCCAGGAUCGUGGGAGACUUUCACAAUGUGACAGUCCCACUGGGACGAGACACUAUCCUCCCGUGCACUGUGGAAAACCUCCAGGGUUUUAAGGUGGCUUGGGUGCAGGUGGACACCCAGACGGUGCUGACGAUCCACACCCACGUCAUCACCAGGAACCCGAGGAUCUCCCUCCUGCACAACGACAACCGCUCCUGGCACCUCUACCUCAGCAACGUCAGGGAGAAGGACAGAGGCUGGUACAUGUGUCAAGUCAACACCGACCCAAUGCGCGACCGCCAGAGCUACCUGGAUGUUGUGGUGCCUCCGGAUAUCAUAGACAGGGAGUCAUCCGGUGACCUCGUCAUCCGGGAGGGAGAUGAUGUGACCCUCACCUGUCGAGCCAGAGGUCACCCGACGCCUGGGGUAGUGUGGCGCCGUGAGGAUAGUCAAGACGUUGUCCUGGAGGAAGGCAGGACAGUGGGGGAGGUGGUGGGAGACACGCUGACGAUGAAGAAAGUAUCGCGGCUGCAGAUGGGGUCUUACCUGUGUAUCGCCCACAACGGCGUCCCUCCCUCCGUCAGCAAGAGGACCCAUCUCACAGUACAGUUUCCACCAAUGAUGUGGGUGCCGCAGCAGCUGGAGGGCGCCCAGCUGGAGCAGCAGCUGACCAUCGAGUGCCACACUGAGGCCUUCCCCAGGAGCAUCAACUACUGGACCAACCCCAGCGGCGAGAUGAUCGUCCCAGGACCGCAGUUCGAGCCAGUGACGACGGAGGACAGCUCCUACAAGGUUCACAUGAAGCUGAGGAUGCUGCUCCUGCACCAUCAUGACUUCGGCAGAUACCACUGUGUCGCCAAGAAUCCCCUAGGCGAGGCGAACGGCGCUGUGCUCGUCUAUGCUGUCGAGAAGUACGAAAAUUCGUCACGUCCAAAGGGAAUUAACAACCUUAGAGAGGGUUUGCCGCAAGGAAAUAUUGAGGGGGAAGAAACUGUGGGCCAGGACGCUCCCCCAGAGGGGAGACAGAGCGGACCGGUGGACCACCGCGGGCCAGCUGGCCAGGAGAGUGGAGCCAUGGCCCACCGGUCCACCACCAGCACCCAGAUGGUAGUGAUCGUCCUGGGAAUAGGAAUACCAAUAUUAGGAAGAGCAUCGUGUCUCCAUAUGACGUAACUCUAGUGUUUGGUGUGUCAGAAGUACGUCAUAUUACCAUUACAGUAAUUAUUAAGUAAUAUUGCCAAUGUUAACAACAAUAAUUAUAGCUACAAAUAAUUAAUAAUACAAAAUACAAUAAUACACCUUCCAUAUGCCAUGAUAUAUGUACUAAUGUGACUGGUAUUAAGCCUCUUAGAUAAUGUAACUCGCGCGGUACUGUACAUUGAUGUUAUAUUAAAGAGUAAUGAUAUAAUAUGA